ACAGCGUGUCCUCCUCUUAUAUACAAGUGGCAUGCAGCCACAACUGGCACUAUAGUACUGGGUGGGUGUAUAAGCGGCAUGUCACUAUAACGGACUUAAGCUCCAAAGAAUUGCUCAAGGAUCAUUUGACCUGGCUACUGUUCUAGGGACUCAUGAUAAGUUCCAAAAAGGACAAAAAACAUUUCCUCGUGAAAGAACACGCGUUGAUUAGUCAAUAUGCCAUCCGGAUCAGUGAAAUUGCAAAGUAUUAAAAAGCUUGGACAGGAGAAUCACAGCUAUGAGAUUACGGAUGAAGAACCAGCUGGUCCUUACAUGACUAUGACAACUUCCAAGGAGGACACAGGACAAUGUGACAAAGAGCAGCCUGCAAUAAGAGUCGGCUUCUUCCAGCUGUUCCGUUUUUCCACAUGCAAUGAAGUGCUGAUGAUGGUGCUGGGGAGCAUAUGCGCCGUGCUGCACGGCUCGGCCCAGCCCCUUAUGCUGCUGGUGUUCGGCCUGCUUACUGACACGUUCAUCGAGUACGACAUUGAGCUGAAUGAGCUGAGUGAUGAGCGGAAGGAGUGUGUGAACAACACCAUCCAUUGGAAGGAGAACUACACUGACACCAUGAACCAGUCACACUUGGGCUCUAUGUCAUGUGGGGUACUCGACAUCGAAUACGAAAUGACCAAAUUUGCCUUCUAUUAUGUUGGAAUUGGAGCAGCUGUAUUCAUUUUGGGAUACUUUCAGAUCUCUCUGUGGGUGACUGCUGCCGCCAAGCAGAUCCAGCUCAUAAGGAAAAUCUAUUUCAGCAAAGUGAUGAGGAUGGAGAUUGGCUGGUUCGACUGCACCUCGGUGGGAGAGCUCAAUACGCGCAUGUCUGAUGACAUCAACAAGAUCAAUGACGCCAUUGCGGACCAAGUCGCCAUUUUUAUGCAGCGUUUCACCACCUUUGUGUGCGGCUUCUGCAUCGGCUUUGUGAAAGGAUGGAAGUUAACGCUGGUGAUUGUGGCAGCAAGUCCACUAAUUGGCAUUGGAGCAGGCCUUAUGGCUUUGUUUGUGGCUAAGCUGACAGGCAUGGAGCUGCAGGCCUAUGCUAAAGCGGGAGCCAUUGCAGAUGAAGUCCUCUCCUCGAUCAGAACAGUGGCUGCUUUUGGUGGGGAGAAAAAAGAAGUGCAACGUUAUGACAAGAACCUAAUCUCAGCACAGCGCUGGGGCAUCAGAAAGGGUUUAAUCAUGGGCUUUUUCACUGGAUACAUGUGGCUGAUUAUCUUCCUGUGCUACGGCCUGGCUUUCUGGUAUGGAUCCAGUCUUGUGAUAGACACAGACGAAUACUCAGCAGGGACACUUCUGCAGGUAUUCUUUGGUGUUCUGAUAGCAGCCAUGAAUUUGGGACAGGCCUCGCCAUGUCUGGAGGCAUUCGCCGCAGGCCGUGGAGCAGCCACCAUCAUUUUUGAAACCAUUGAAAGGGAGCCUGAGAUUGACUGUUUAUCUGAGGCAGGAUAUAAACUUGAUAGAGUCAACGGUGACCUUGAAUUUCAUAAUGUGACCUUCCACUACCCUUCCCGACCUGAAGUUAAGAUCUUGGACAAGCUCAGUGUCUUCGUGAAGUCAGGCGAGACCACAGCCUUUGUUGGGCCGAGCGGGGCUGGGAAAAGCACAGCUGUCCAGCUCAUUCAGCGCUUCUACGACCCCAAAGAGGGCAUGGUGACCCUGGACGGUCAUGACAUCCGCGGGCUGAACAUCCAAUGGCUGCGCUCGCUCAUCGGUAUCGUGGAGCAGGAGCCUGUGCUGUUCGCCACCACCAUUGCUGAGAAUAUACGCUAUGGUCGACCUGGCGUCUCAAUGGACGACAUUGUCACCGCCACCAAAGAGGCCAAUGCAUACAACUUCAUAAUGGACCUGCCACAGAAAUUUGACACCCUAGUGGGGGAGGGUGGUGGUCAGAUGAGUGGCGGUCAGAAGCAACGUAUUGCAAUCGCCCGGGCACUAGUAAGGAACCCUCGCAUCCUGCUGCUUGACAUGGCCACCUCUGCCUUGGACAACGAGAGUGAGGCCAUGGUACAAGAGGCCUUAGAUAAAGUGCGCCUGGGACGGACCACCAUCUCCAUCGCCCACCGGCUGUCCACUAUAAAGAACGCUGAUGUGAUUGUGGGCUUUGAGCAUGGCAAGGCAGUCGAGAGGGGCAAGCAUAGUGAGCUACUGGACAGGAAGGGUGUCUACUUCACCCUUGUCACCUUGCAGAGCCAAGGAGACAAGGCCCUCAACGAGAAGGCUCGGCAAAUGGCCGAAAAUAAGGAGGACGCACCAGAGAAGCUCAGCCUGUCCAGAGCCGGCAGCUACCGGGCCAGCAUGAGAGCCUCCAUCCGCCAGAGAGCCCGAUCCCAGCUAUCCAAUCUGAUUCCGGAAUCUUCCGUUCCCAUUGUCGGAGAGCUGGGCCCCAGAGCCUACGCAGUGUCUCAAGCAGACAAAUCCAAGAAUGCCAUCGAAGAGGAAGAUGAGGAGGACCCAGUGGAGCCAGCACCAGUUGCCAGGAUCUUGAAGUACAACUUACCUGAGUGGCCUUACAUGCUUUUUGGAUCUUUGGGGGCAGCUGUGAACGGAGGAGUCAACCCUGUCUACUCGCUGCUUUUCAGUCAAAUCUUGGCGACUUUCUCAGUUACAGAUACUGUUGCUCAAAGAAAGGAGAUUGAUAGCAUCUGCCUAUUCUUUGUCAUGGUCGGCGUUGUCUCUUUCUUCACUCAAAUGCUGCAGGGUUAUGCCUUCUCCAAGUCUGGAGAGCUGCUCACCCGCAGGUUACGUCGCCUAGGCUUCCACGCCAUGCUUGGCCAGGAAAUCGGUUGGUUUGAUGAUCACAAAAACAGCCCUGGAGCUCUGACCACACGACUGGCGACUGACGCCUCACAAGUUCAAGGGGCCACUGGCUCCCAGAUCGGCAUGAUAGUAAACUCUCUGACCAACAUUGGGGUGGCCAUCCUCAUGUCCUUCUACUUCAGCUGGAAGCUCACACUGCUCAUCCUGUGCUUCCUGCCCUUCAUCGCUCUGUCAGGGGGUUUCCAGGCCAAGAUGCUCAUUGGAUUUGCCAAGCAGGAUAAACAAGCUAUGGAGGCUGCAGGACAGAUUUCUGGUGAAGCCCUCAAUAACAUUCGCACCAUUGCUGGUCUUGGAAAAGAGAGAAAUUUUGUGGACACGUAUAAUGCACAGCUGGAUGUUCCAUACCAGGCAGCCCUGAAGAAGGCUAACGUCUACGGGGGUUGUUACGGUUUCGCCCAAUGUGUCGUCUUCCUGACCAACUCCGCCUCCUAUCGGUUUGGGGGCUACUUGGUUAGCCAAGAAGGGCUCCAUUUCAGUUUGGUGUUCAGGGUCAUUUCUGCCAUUGUCACCAGCGGCACAGCCCUGGGAAGAGCCUCCUCCUACACCCCUGACUAUGCCAAGGCCAAGAUUUCAGCUGCACGUUUCUUCCAGCUGCUGGACCGAGUGCCCAAGAUUAGUGUCUACAGUGACAAAGGAGAUCAAUGGGAAAGCUUCCAAGGGAACAUUGAGUUCAUUGACUGCAAGUUCACUUACCCCACCCGACCCGACAUCCAGGUCCUCAAUGGACUGAAUGUGGCAGUGAAGACUGGCCAGACGUUGGCCUUUGUAGGUAGCAGCGGCUGUGGGAAGAGCACCAGCGUGCAGCUUCUGGAAAGGUUUUAUGACCCCGACAAGGGCAGAGUGCUGAUCGAUGGUCGCGACUCGACUCUCGUCAACGUGCCUUUCCUGCGAUCCAAAAUUGGCAUCGUGUCCCAGGAGCCAAUCUUGUUUGACUGCAGUAUCUUGGAAAACAUCAAGUAUGGUGACAACUCGCGGGACAUCAGCAUGGACGAGGUCAUCUCUGCUGCCAAGAAAUCGCAGCUACACGACUUUGUCAUGUCUCUACCUGAGAAAUACGACACAAACGUGGGUGCACAGGGUUCUCAGUUAUCUCGAGGUCAGAAACAACGCAUUGCCAUUGCCAGGGCAAUCAUCCGCGAUCCCAAGAUCCUGCUCCUGGAUGAAGCCACCUCAGCACUGGACACAGAGAGUGAGAAGACGGUGCAAGCGGCGCUGGACAAAGCUCGAGAGGGCAGGACCUGCAUCGUUAUCGCCCACCGUCUGUCCACCAUUCAGAACUCCGACAUCAUUGCUGUCAUGUCCCGAGGCUACGUGAUUGAAAAGGGAACACACGACCAUCUCAUGGCCCUGAAGGGUGCUUACUACAAGCUGGUCACCACUGGAGCACCAAUCAGCUAACGGCUCUCUGAGAGUGUCACCCAUUGGAAACACGUGUGAUGAGCAGAGAGUUAUUGUCUGAGGUGACAAGGCCAAGUACAUGCUAAAUGAACAUCAAAAAGUAACUUGAAUCUUUUUCACUUUGACAGUAUUUAUUUGUGUGAAAAACCCUGCUACACUGAGAGGGUUUGCAGAGCUAUUUUGAGACUAUGCAUCAAUGUUAUGUUUUUUUGGGGUAUAAAACAAUGCUUACCACGAUAUAACGAACAAAUUAGUUCCAUGGGAGAGAUGUCAGCGCACUAUACUAGAAAGGUAGUUUCCGUAGGAUUCAAUGGGCAUGAAAGACAGCCAAGGAUCCUUUUUCGUUAGCAAUGAUCCCAUUCAGGGUCACAAGGAAGCUGUAGUCUAUCCCAUCUGAUUUAAGGUGAUAGGUACAUACACCCAGGACUGAGCAUACGUGGUGACUGUGACCGGGAAAUGCAAGUCAGCCAGGUGAACCCCUACAAUACAAAUAACCCAAACACAGCAUAAUUCAUUCAGCGAAACAAUUCUGUUUGGGAAAUAUAAUCAGCUCUUUCGAGAAUUCAUACUUGACGAAACAGACAUAGAUAAUGCUGUUUCAACAACAAGUUAAGCAACACAUAAGUAGCUCAAAAAAAGAAGACCUCAAUGCUGUGUAUCAUAACAAAAAAAUAAUAGCAUCAAAAACCCAUGAAACUAAAAGUACAACAAGGUACAUUGUCAGUAUUGUAAAUGGCAGAUGUUUAAUAGAAUUUCUAAAAAUGUAUGUAUCAAGCCAAGGAAAUUGUAGAGAUAAGACACGACAUUAAGUAAAAGAUAUGCCUUUACAAAGCUAUUGUCAGAGAGGUAUUCAUAAUUUAAUAUCUGUAAAAUUGUGCUGCAUCAUACUGAAAACUGAUUGUAUUACUUUGGUAACAUCUUAUUUAGCUACACAAGCAUAGGAAAUAAUACAACCCCAAUUCCAAUGAAGUUGGGACGUUGUGUUAAACAUAAAUAAAAACAGAAUACAAUGAUUUGCAAAUCAUGUUCGACCUAUAUUUAAUUGAAUACACUAUAAAGACAAGAUAUUUAAUGUUCAAACUGAUAAACCUUAUUAUUUUUAGCAAAUAAUCAUUAACUUAGAAUUUUAUGGCUGCAACACAUUCCAAAAAAGCUGGGACAGGGUCAUGUUUACCACUGUGUUACAUUACCUUUUCUUUGAACAACAUUCAAUAAACGUUUGGGAACUGAGGACACUAAUUGUUGAAGCUUUGUAGGUGGAAUUCUUUCCCAUUCUUGCUUGAUAUACAGCUUCAGCUGUUCAACAGUCCGGGGUCUCCGUUGUCGUAUUUUACGCUUCAUAAUGCGCCACACAUUUUCAGUGGGAGACAGGUCUGGACUGCAGGCAGGCCAGUCUUGUUCCCGCAUUCUUUAACUACGAAGACACACUGUUGUAACACGUGCAGAAUGUGGUUUGGCAUUGUCUUGCUGAAUUAAGCAGGGACGUCCAUGAAAAAGACGUUGCUUGGAUGGCAGCGUAUGUUUCUCCAAAGCCUGUAUGUACCUUUCAGCAUUAAUGGUGCCUUCACAGAUGUGUAAGUUACCCAUGCCAUUGGCACUAACACAGCCCCAUACCAUCACAGAUGCUGGCUUUUGAACUUUGCGUCCAUAACAGUCCGGAUGGUUUGUUUCCUCUUUGGCCCGGAGGACACGACAUCCACAAUUUCCAAAAACAAUUUGAAGUGUGGACUCGUCGGACCACAGAACACUUUUCCACUUUGCAUCAGUCCAUCUUAGAUGAGCUCGGCCCAGAGAAGCGGGCGGCAUUUCUGGGUGUUGUUGAUAAAUGGCUUUUGCUUUGCAUAGUAGACUUUCAAGUUGCACUUACGGAUGUAGCGCCGAACUGUAUUUACUGACAUUGGGUUUCUGAAGUGUUCCUGAGCCCAUGUGGUGAUAUCCUUUACACAUUGAUGUCGGCUUUUGAUGCAGUGCCGCCUGAGGGAUCGAAGGUCACAGGCAUUCAAUGUUGGUUUUCGGCCUUGCCACUUACAUGCAGUGAUUUCUCCAGAUUCUCUGAACCUUUUGAUGAUAUAAUGGACCGUAGAUGAUGAAAUCCCUAAAUUCCUUGCAAUUGUACGUUGAGGAACAUUAUCCUUAAACUGUUCGACUAUUUUCUCACGCACUUGUUCACAAACAGGUGAACCUCGCCCCAUCUUUGCUUGUGAAUGACUGAGCACUUCAGGGAGGCUCCUUUUAUACCCAAUCAUGGCACCCACAAGUUCCCAAUUAGCCUGUUCACCUGUGGAAUGUUCCAAACAGUUGUUUGAUGAGCAUUCCUCAACUUCCUCAGUCUUUUUUGCCACCUGUCCCAGCUUUUUGGAACGUGUUGCAGCCAUAAAAUUCUAACUUAAUGAUUAUUUGCUAAAAACAAUAAAGUUAAUCAGUUUGAACAUUAAAUAUAUUGUCUUUGUAGUGUAUUCAAUUAAAUAUAGGUUGAACAUGAUUUGCAAAUCAUUGUAUUCUGUUUUUAUUUAUGUUUAACACAGCGUCCCAACUUCAUUGGAAUUGGGGUUGUCGAACAUUAACAUUAACAUAUUUUUAAAUGAAUACCUCUCUGAAAGCACUGAUUCAAAGUGACCAUUAAUAUUGUUGUUAAUCAGAAUUGUUGAUAUAUUCAAUGUGACUAAAGUGCAUGUGUAACAAAUGUUAGCCAAUGAUUGUCAGAAUACAGCUCUUGGGAUUCUUAAACUUGACGCCCGUAGUUGUAAAAGAAAAAAAAAAGUGUUUACAUCGAAAUUAAUCGAAUAAACUCAGUCUUGUCUUGA
Molecule: messenger RNA, 7055 nt
Organism: Phyllopteryx taeniolatus (common seadragon)
Lineage: Eukaryota; Metazoa; Chordata; Actinopteri; Syngnathiformes; Syngnathidae
Product: bile salt export pump-like
Exons: 29
Coding region: 217-4251 (1344 amino acids)
Biological process (GO): transmembrane transport
Cellular component (GO): membrane
Molecular function (GO): ATP hydrolysis activity; ABC-type transporter activity; ATP binding
Source: RefSeq, a predicted model, not a curated record